This is a messenger RNA of Pelmatolapia mariae (spotted tilapia), 6769 nucleotides long. RefSeq names its product solute carrier organic anion transporter family, member 4A1 (gene slco4a1). The record is from RefSeq and is a predicted model, not a curated record. Gene Ontology annotation, cellular component: plasma membrane. NCBI's taxonomy places the organism in Eukaryota, Metazoa, Chordata, Actinopteri, Cichliformes, Cichlidae. Gene Ontology annotation, biological process: sodium-independent organic anion transport; transmembrane transport. Gene Ontology annotation, molecular function: protein binding. The coding region runs from base 407 to 2701 and encodes 764 amino acids. The transcript is spliced from 12 exons.
AGCAUGGAUAUACCUCUCUGUAACUGUUCAUCUUUAUUUGUCGCUCUUAUUCCAUCUCUGUCAAAUGUUUUCAUUUUCCCAGAUUAACAACUGUUAGCAGACCUGUUGGCUGUUAUAUGAAGGGAUAGAGGAUGCUAUUACUCAUCACAGUAACAAAGCCAUCUUUACACCAUAUGCAACCUUGUGCAAAUAAAAAGGAGCACACGAAGAGCCGUGGACACAUGAGGUGCAAACUACAAAGCAAGAAUAGAUAAUUUCCAAGAACAACCUGGCAGAGUCCUUAGCACAAUAUUUUCUUGACCCUUUAUUACUUCAAAUUUCCUUUUUUUUGUUGAGGUAAUUGAUUUAUUGCCUCAGUUCAUAGAAUCCACUUCACAGGAUCCUCACAGUGCCCCUCAGAGGGGCGAUGCCCGUCUUGCUAAAUGCCGACGCCUCUUUUAGCUCCAAACAGGAGCUCCUGGACCUGCAGGAUUGUCCUCUCAGCAGGGGCCCCUCUUUGGACACCCCUAGUCCUGUGGAUUCCCAGACAGGCAGCCCCAUAGGCUCUGGUCUCAGAAACCCUGACAGUCCCAUUACUAAUGAGCCACUGAUUUUCACCAGGGCGUCGACACUCCCUGGGCCAAUAUAUGGGGGGGAAACAAGACCUAAUGCAGAGAUUGGGCUAAAGUUAAUCUCUACUAACACAGAACAGCUGUGUGGCUGGGGAGCUCUGACCCCCAAAAGCAUCCAAGUUUUCAACACUCCUCGGUGGGUAUUGUUCUUCCUUUGUGUGGCCUCUUUCCUCCAGGGGAUGAUAAUCAAUGGCUUCAUUAACACAGUGAUCACCUCAAUCGAGCGACGCUUUGAUCUGCGCAGCUACCAAGCUGGCCUCAUCGCCAGUUCCUAUGACAUUGCUGCAUGUGUCUGCCUGGCCUUUGUCAGUUACUUCGGCGGUACAGGUCACAAGCCCCGUUGGCUGGGAUGGGGAGUACUUAUCAUGGCACUGGGUUCUUUGAUGUUUGCCUUGCCUCACUUUACAACACCUCCCUACCAGGUCAGUUUACCCGAGCAAACAGGAAUGUGCUCUGCUAACCGUACCAGCCCGUGCCACAACAAAGAGGCAGGAGGACUGUCCAGCUAUCGCUUUGUGUUCAUGCUUGGCCAGUUUCUGCAUGGUAUGGGCGCUACGCCUCUCUACACAUUAGGGGUCACAUACCUGGAUGAGAAUGUCAACUCCAACUAUGCACCAGUUUAUAUAGGGAUCUUCUACACAGCAGCCAUUGUGGGUCCAGCAGCCGGUUACCUGCUGGGAGGUUACUUCCUCAACAUGUACACUGAGAUCCAUCUAACGCCUGAGAUGACGCCAGAGAACCCUCACUGGGUCGGGGCUUGGUGGAUUGGCUUUUUAGCAGGAGGAGCAGCCGCUCUGCUGGUGGCAUUUCCCAUCCUGGGCUACCCACGGCAACUACCAGGCUCUCAGGAGUAUGUGGCCAUGCGUGUGUCUGAGGCCCACCAGCUUAAGGAUGGAAGCCACACCACUGCCUCAGACCCUCAGUUUGGUAAAUCAGUUAAAGACAUGCCAAGAUCUGUGCUGCUUCUCCUAAAAAACCCCACCUUCCUGUUCCUGUGUUUGGCUGGGGCUACUGAGGCCACCCUCAUUGCUGGCAUGUCCACUUUUGGUCCAAAGUUCUUGGAAUCACAGUUCAGUCUCAGUGCAUCAGAGGCUGCCACAUGGUUUGGAUAUAUGGUGGUACCAGCAGGAGGUGGGGGCACCUUCUUGGGUGGCUACAUUGUAAAGAAGUUGAACCUGCGGUGUCGAGGUAUCAUCCGCUUCUGCAUGAUGUGUGCUAUGGUCAGUCUGCUCGCCAUCUUCAUCUUUGUCAUCCACUGCCCCAACGUGCCCAUGGCUGGUGUCACAGUGCCUUACCAGUCUGGUCUGAAGACUAAACAGCAACUGGACCUGUACAAAAAUGUGUAUGACAGCCCAAGUAAACUGUACCUCAGAAACAGCUCUUGCUUAGAUGUGGGCUGUAAUGCAGGCUGUAGUUGUGUCAGAGAGCUCUACAACCCAGUGUGUGGGGCAGACGGUGUGAUGUAUUACUCCCCUUGCCAUGCUGGCUGCACCUCCAUUAAUCACACCCAACUCUCAACAGGCAAACAGGUGUACUCUGGAUGUAGCUGUGUGGUGGGUAAUGUGUCAUGGGGUGAGGAAGGCUUCGCUCUGGCAGGGAAGUGUGGCAGCUCCUGCCAUCACAUGCCAGCCUUCCUCUCCUUGCUUUUCAUCAUUAUCAGCUUCACCUUCCUUUGUAGCAUCCCAGCACUCACUGCCACACUCAGGUGUGUACCUGACAGUCAGAGAUCCUUCGGACUUGGCAUCCAGUGGAUUGUAGUGCGCACACUUGGUGGUAUUCCAGGACCCAUAGCCUUUGGCUCAGUGAUUGACCUAUCCUGCUUAAUGUGGCAGGAUAAGUGUGGCGAGCAGGGAUCCUGCUACCUUUAUCACAAUUCAGCCAUGAGCCAGUACACACUAGUAGCUGGAAUCCUCUAUAAGGUUUUGGGGACCAUCUUUUUCCUGGUAGCCAGUAUCCUGUACCAGCCUCCCCCAGAGUCACCACAAAGCAGCUGCGAGAACACCGACCAUAGCAUGGAACACUUGAGCGACCUUCCUGUCAAAGAUCUCCCUGAAGACGGCGUUAUUGUCAACCUGCAUGCCAGGCUAUGAUGGCAGGGAUCAUCUUGUGUAUGUGUAUGUGACAAACACCCCCAGAAUGCCUUCAUGCACACACAAAAAACACCAUGACUUACAAUGGCACGUGAUGACGUCUAACAUGCUGCUAUCUUGACAGAAAACCCUGCUAUGAACGCGUGGGUGUGAGUGUUUCGUAGCAGGGCCAAGCCACACAGGUUUUUAUGUAGUUUUUUUAUGUACUAAAAUUCUACAGAUCUCUAUAAUCAGUUCAAUUGACUCCUUACAGUGUGAGGUUCAUGACAUUUGUGUUUCAUAAUUCAAUAAUCCUCAAGAACCAAUGAAACACCUCAGACCUUUGUGGUAUACGAAGCGUUUACAGUGUGAACAAAAAAAAAGCAUUUAUACCGGUCUGUUAUUUUCCACAUUACUGGAACUAAAUUACAUAUUUUGGUUUUUUUUCCUACAGACAAAGCAAUGGCAUGUUAUACUCUACGAGAUCCCACAGCCAGUAUUAAUAAAACCAAAUUAACUUCAUAUUGCUUGAGUCAUUUAAAGCCAAAAGUCGUAAAAGGCUCAUACCUACACUCACUUUUUAGACAUUCAAAAGGGAAAUAUUGCCUUAUUUUUCUCAUCAAUCUUCACUCAGUAUCCCACAUUAACAAAUGCACAACACGUUUUUGAUGUUUUGAAAUGUCAGACUAUUUAGAACCUUAAUUCUGUACUUUAAUUAACUUCUUAAAGAUUAAAUACAGCCUCCAGUCUUCUUAGGUAAAUCUCUUCUGGUUUUGGAUACUUGGAUUUGGACAGUUAUUGGUAAAUCAUUUUAAGAUAUGUCACAGCAGAUAGAAAGAUCUGUGCAAUGCUAUCACCACAGUUAUCCACAGGUCUUGUCCUAAAGGGAUUCCAGCAUUGUGGUCUGCCAUGUCAGUAACUAACCUUAGCUUCAUGACUUUGCUGAAAUUACUCUAUGCUUGAUUUUUUUCCCUUCACUCCAUUAGCUACUCUUCAAUAAACGGUAGAGUAAUAAAAUGCUGCUUCAGUGGGCGUGUCCUCAGAGAUGCUUUAUCAUCCUCCAUCCUCACUUACAGUGAUUAUAGUCACCUUGCUAUCCAAGGUACUUUCUGUUUACUUUCUCAGUUUGAGUCUUUGGAAGAGUUUUGGUUGUUUUAAACUUGUUUCUAUUCACGGGAAUUAAGGCUACUGUGGUCACAUUCACGUUCAGAGUGCUAAAAAUAGUUUUAUGCCCUUGUCACCAGAGAGUUACAUACACUGACGCAGGGCUCUUUUUCUCUCUUUCUAAAAUCUGUCAGGCAAAAUCAGUUUACUGCAGGCAGACUGGAGGCAGUUUAUUUACUCUUAGCUACAACUUAAGAGCAAAUAAAGGAAACAAGAUAAUCACAAUUUGAAGGGCCAUAGCAACAACCCAAAUGCCCUUUUAAAGUGAUAUAUUCUAAUUACUGGUGGUAAAUUCUAAAACAACAUUAUGUCUGUGUAGGUUACUGAGGGUAACUUGAUGGUUAAUGCCACUUAAAUGUUCAGAUUUAUUUCAAAACACAAUAAAUUGUCUAAAAAGCUGAAGGUGCAGUAUACUAUCAGGAUAUUAUAUAUAUUAAUACAACCACACCAGUAUAGCAGCACAAAUGUAUUUUCCAUUAGAAAAGCACAUGCAUAUCUAUAUAGUUACUUGGACAUGCAUAAAGAAGAGUUGCACCACUUAUGGUCUUAUAAUAAAGAUUAGUUUGAAAUAAAACAAGAAAGACAAAAUUAUGAUGUAUUUCAGAUGAAAUAGAGAGUUCUGUAUAGAGAUUAUUGCUCUGUUUGCCAAUUAAUUAAUAUUUUCUUUAAUGCUUCUUGCCCAUAGAAAUUGCUUGGCUGCCCAUUUAAAACAAAUGAAAAUGUGUGUUAACGGCAGCAUUUAAAAUCUGUAACCUAUUCAGACAUGAUGAACUUUGCCACAAGAAUUUGUGCCAUGACCAACAGACCUUUUUCCACAAAAACCUGUUGACUUGUCUAGGCACAAAAAGCAACUGACUCAUUAACAAUGGCUUAGUUCCGUCAUCCCUGUAAAACAUGAAAGCUAGAAACCUAAAUCAAAAGCACUUAUUAGUUAUUAAAAUCCUUUGUUUUUACCAGCACGUGGGGUCGCUGUAGCUCAGGAGGUAGAGCAGGUCAUCUACUGACUGGAGGGUUGGUGGUACACUCCCCGGCUGCCCCAGUCUGCAUGUCGAAUAUCCUUGGGCAAGAUGCUAAAUCCUAAAUUGUAUGAAUGUGGAGCUGAAUGUUAUCUAGAAAGCACUUAAAAACGUAGCAUGUUGUAUAAAGCUCGUUGAGUCCUCUGGGAGAGUAGAAAAGUGCAAUAUAAGAAUCAGUCCAUUUACCAUUCAAUUUGCAAUUCACCUCUACCACCAGAAGGUGGCGAUAGUGGCUUAGAAACUCUGUCAAAAUGUUCAAAAACAUCAAUGUGGACCCGGGCAAACACAAGGUAAAGUUAGCAUGGUGCAAGUCUACUACAACUAUGCACAAUCAUGUGAAAGAAGAUUGGGGUGGGCAGUUGUCAACGAAUCGUUAAAAGGAGACCAGUAAAUAUGAAGUUCUAUUUUUGAUGUAAGUGCCCAUCCCUGCUAAUAAUUAAAAGUUAAAGUUAAAUUUAAGUUAAAUUAAUGUUUAAAGCAUAAAAGUCAUAAAAGUCAUUAUUGUGAUCAUAUCAAGAUCAAGGCAGAAAAGAACCCUUUUCCCCACAGAGUUCAAGUCUUAUUUUUGCAACCACAUGAGUCACCCCCUGGUGGUAAUUAAAAAUAAUGCAGCUACAUCCACAUUGGAUGUACUUUUUUGACCAGUAAACUACAUUAAUCGUUAAUAUAUAGUCUGUGGAUCAAACUAUGCUUACAAUACUGACUUCUAAUACCAUAUAGACAUUUAGAAAUCAAAGCAUCUAAACUCAAAGCCAAAUGUUCCAUUAAAAAAGUUCUGCAGAUUUACCUGAUUGAAGUGACUUUGGCACCAUAAUUUUUUAAGUUAUUUAAUUAAAAAAAGAAUAUUUAAUUCUUAAAUAAACACUGAAAUAAAUAUACACAUAGAUACUGAGUAUGCUAUCUUGUUUAAAUUCUUUAAAUUACUUAUCAAGUAAAAACAAGCCAGCUAAACAAUAGCAGCUGGUUAUAAGCUAACCUUAUGCUCGCUAAUGUUAGGCUCAAAUGUCUUAAAAAUCACACUUUCCAUCUGAUCAGCAGUUUGAUUACAAUUUCCUGCAAUCUACUGACAUCUAGUGGUGAUAUUUUGCACACUGUACCUUUAUGUAGAUGUAGAAAUUCACUGGUUGAGGAGCUAGAACCACCCUUGCUCUGUGGAGACUCUUUACUCCUACAUUUGGCUGUUUUAAAUGCUGGUGUGACAGAGCCUUUUACAGGGUAAGUUGAACACUGGGAUGUUGAGGGUGAUGCUCAAUUAGCACAACAUGCAAUAUUUUUAAAAAUGUCCCUGAUUUGAAUCUAAUGAUCACAAUACUGUCUGUAAAUGUGCCAAAGCAGCUUUGCAUAAAAACUCUUGUAUUUAAUUUUUAUUCACUGACAUUAAAUUCAUUAUUUAUUUAUAAUAUGUCAGCACUCAUAUUUUUAUUUUUGCAUUAAUUUUGCAAUGAAUAACAAGAAUGCUGCCCUUUCUACACAAACAAACCCUCCUCCUGUCUCUGUCUUUUCUCUGAUAGCAUUGUUGUUAUGUACUCUGCUGAUGUUGAGGAGUGUGGUUGUCAUGUAAAUGUAUAUAUGCAAUCCUGCUUGUUGUGCUCUUUAAUCAGUUCUCAAGCUUUGACAACUUUGUAAAUUUAUAUUGUCUUUUUUUUCUUUUGGUACUGUUUUUUUUCUUUCUUUUAUAAUGAUCUUUUUAUGGACUGAUUCAAAGAUGUCAUUUUUCUUCUAAUUACAAAAGCUGAACAGCUGAUUAUUUUAUGUCUCAAGUAUUUUGUGUGUGUGUGAGAGAGCGAUUCAAUGCAGGUCAAUUAACCUCUUAAGCCCCAAGCCUAACUGAUCUCCUGCCUUCUGCCCCUGUAUCAGGGGGCGUUGGGGCUUAAGAGGUUAAAUGUUAUUUAUUUAGUGCCAAAUCACA